Molecule: messenger RNA, 245 nt
Organism: Marmota flaviventris (yellow-bellied marmot)
Lineage: Eukaryota; Metazoa; Chordata; Mammalia; Rodentia; Sciuridae
Product: small proline-rich protein 2E-like
Cellular component (GO): cornified envelope
Source: RefSeq, a predicted model, not a curated record
AUGUCCUAUCAACAGCAGCAACAAUGCAAAGUCCCCUGCCAGCCUCCUCCCCAGGUCCCAGAGCCCUGUCCUCCCAAGGUCCCAGAGCCCUGUCCUCCCAAAGUCCCUGAGCCUUGUCCUCCACCCUGCAGCCAGCAGAAGUGCCCCCCUGUCCAGUGCCCUCCAUGCCAGCAGGACUAUCCACCAAAGUGGAAGUAGCCUCAGGGGCCAGCCCUCUCUCACCUGGACAUGCAGACACUGCCCAC